Molecule: messenger RNA, 2112 nt
Organism: Funneliformis geosporum
Lineage: Eukaryota; Fungi; Glomeromycota; Glomeromycetes; Glomerales; Glomeraceae
Source: the annotation of a GenBank genome assembly
AUGAAUUGUUUAGAUAAUAUUUUAUUGCAGUUAAAAGAUGAUUUAUGUUCACUUUAUUCGUGUCUUCUCGUUAAUCGAGAUUGGUGUCGACUCGUUAUUCCAUUAUUAUGGAGCCAACCUUUUGAAUUGGCCAAGGAAACAUCAUCGCAUAACAUAGUGAGGACGUAUAUAUCAUGCUUACCAAAAGAAUCCAAAAAACGAUUUAGGAUUGGAGGUAUCAAAUUACCCGACUUUACGACGACAUUAUUUGAUUACCCAACAUUUUUACAAAAGUUUGAUACACAAAAAUUUUGUCAAGCCCUAAAUAGAUGUUUGCAACAAAAUUCACCACAAUAUUUCUAUGCGACUAAAUCAAGAAAUAAAUUCAAUCAAAUGAUUAGAAAACAAAUUAAAUUAUUUAAAGGAUUUUACAUCAUAAACCCAAAGAAUAAUCUUGAUAAAGCUAUAAAUAAAUGCUUUAAACCAUUAUUAAAAAAGUAUUAUUCAACAAAUCCGAGUCCUUGCAUGGCGAAAGAAAUCUUAUACUUGUUAUUUAAUGAAUGUGAUUCCCUGAAAUAUUUGAUUAUUAAUAGUUGUUUGGACAAUAAAUACAAAAUGGAUAUAAGGUUACAUUUAUUCACUCAAGGACAUCAUAAUUCAUUUCAAAAGCUUCAUACCUUUGAUAUUGAUUUUGUUAAGAGAUUAAGGUAUAAUAGGGAUUGGAAAAGGGAAGAUACCCUUUUAAUCGAACUCUUAAAUAAAAUGUCACAAUUUGCCAUUCACUUGAAAGAGAUUAGAAUCGAAAUACCGAGGGAUUUACGGAAUCCUUGGGAAGAACAACAUUUAACGUCAAAGUUUCACCGUAGUUUAUGUAAAUUAAUCGAAUCUCAAAAAAGUCUUUAUAGGUUUACAUCGAAUUAUUAUUGGGAUCAAUCAGAAAUUUCCUUGUACAAGUCAUUAACAAGUCAAUCCCAUUCUUUAUCACAUUUAACCCUCAUGGAAUUAAUACACUCGGAUUAUUAUCUUAGAGAUGGUUUGGCCUCGUGGAAAAAUCUAGGAACGUUAGAACUAUUGGGUGGGUCAGACUUCCUCACCCCAUCAAACAUUGAAUUGGAUCAAUUGUCAAUCAUCAAUUUAUUCGUUGGUCAUAAUUAUGAACCUGAUCCAUUAAUACCGAAAAUCCUUAAAGCGACUAAUAUUAAUCUAAGAAAGCUCAUUUUAGAUGGAAGUUCAAAUCCAAGAAUUUUUGAUUCAAUUAAGACAUCAUGUUCACAGAUAACUCAUUUGUCAAUUUCAUUUUUAUUAGAUAAUUAUAAUUAUAUCAUCUCUUUACUUUCCAAUUUACUUUCCGAUUUACAUCAAUUAAAAUAUUUAAAACUAUCAAGUAGAGAAAUUAAUGACACUUCCAUCAUAUUUGAAUCUUUAUUAAAAUUAUCAAAAUCAUUACCUUUAUAUUUACAACACCUUGUAUUGGAAUUUAAUAUGCAUUAUUUAAGUUUAGAUUAUUUUUUAAAACAAUGUCACCAUUUAAUUAAUUUAGACAUCAUUUAUAAUAGUAAUAAUAUAAAAGAUGAAUUAUUUUUUACUUUAAUACAAUAUAAAAAAGAUAAUAUUAAUUGCAACAAAAUUAGAUUUAUUAGUCCCUACAAUUUAGAUUUAGAUUCCUUAGAUAAUGCAUCUGAAUUUAUUACUUUUGUUCAGGAGAAAAAUUUUAACCUUAACAUUCAUGAUAUUUGUAACAGUAACAUUGUUACUGAUUCUUCGGUGUUAAACAAAAGACAUGGUCCGUUUACUCCUUGUGCAGGAAAAUACCCCAAUCAAAUGGACAUUAUACUUUCUCCAAACAUAUUAGUAUUUGGUCAAAAUGCAAUUAUUACACUUACGGGGACUAGCUCAGUAACAAUAUUUCAGGGAGCUCAGUAUGAAAUUGCAAUCGAUCGAGAUGAUAAUACAAGCAUCCUUAAUUCUUCUUUUGAUCUUUGUGCUAAUGUUGGAACUCAUUGUCCCUUACCGGUUGGAAAUGUUGUGCUCAGAGUAUCAUUUCCGAUGCCACUUGCUUCUCCAGAAGUUCAAGAUGGAAAGAAUCAUUUGUAUUCCAUGGCUUUUUCAAGUAAUUAUUUCUUAUUUAUUUGA